This is a messenger RNA of Pseudo-nitzschia multistriata, 1105 nucleotides long. The record is from the annotation of a GenBank genome assembly. NCBI's taxonomy places the organism in Eukaryota, Bacillariophyta, Bacillariophyceae, Bacillariales, Bacillariaceae.
GCACCACUACCGAAGGCAACCACUGCGAUAGAAGGCUCAAAUUCCGCAGACCACCGAACUCGGCAGAACACGCACCACAGAACCACCACCGCCGUUGCCAAGAAACGACACGAGACGACACGAGACGAGACGACACGGCAGGAUGAGCAGCAGCAAGAACAACGAAACGGCAACCUCCCUCCUCCACCUCUGCGGCCGCAAGCACAAGGCCAAGAUGGGCGCGGUCCUCAACGAGUCCGUCGCCACCGGCCCGAGCGACUUUGCSCGGAAGCAGCUCGAGAAGCUCGGGUGGACCGAGGGGACGGGCCUGGGAAAGAACCGGACGGGCAGGGCCGAGCACAUUCGGGUCACCAAGCGGGGGGACCAGGAGGCCCUGGGAGCCAAGUCGUCGGSUGCGGCGGCCAUCGAUCCAACCGUCACGGGGGACCAGUGGUGGARGUCCUCGGUCGGGGACACGCUGGCGAGGCUGGCGGAGGCGGGCAAGAAGAAGCGCAAGAAGAAGAGCAAAAAGGACAAGAAGGACAAGAAGAGCGACGAACCAAAGAAACGGAAGCGGACCUUCACCGACGAGGAGCUCUUUGCGGCCACGGGCGGGGCCCGCUUCGGGAUGAGGGCCCAGACGAGGCAGGCGGCCAAGUGGAACCGGGCCGAGGCGGGAAUCACGGAGGGCGAGGAGGCCGAGGCCAGAAAAAAGACGGAGUGGGACGGAAUGGCGGCCCCGAAGAUCCUCCUGUCGUCCAGGGACCACGAAGGGCAGGAWUCGCCAGAGACGAGCCCGAGGGAGGACAGCGACGACCCGGACGGUUCUCCCAAGCGGAAAAAGCGAAAAACAAAAACCACCGGCGUCAACGACGAGCGCAAGAAGGGUGAAAAGCCAAGGAGCAAGAAAAAGAGCAAGAGCAAGAAAAGCGAUGGCGACGACAAUGACGACAGCAGGAACAAAAGCACGGGGAUUGCCAGCUCCAAGAAAUCCAAAAAGGACAAGAAGAAAAAGAAGACGAAAAAGAAGAGCAGCAGCGAGUAGGGGGGGGCGCUUUCCUAGAUUCCGGCUCGGUUUAUUUAUGGUCUGCUAUGCUCUUCUCUCUUCGAAUUGAUUUCACAUUGU